GGGAGGAAUGUGACUCGGGGUUUCGUUUCUACUGCGCGACGGGCUUAGCGUGCGCUGUCGUCUCGCGCAUACUUUGGUGUGACCCAUUGUGUCCCCCGACUCGGCGUGACAAGUUGGUAGAGAGAGAGAGAGAGAGAGAGAGAGGUGGGUGGGGGACUAUUUUUAAAUGGGCACGGUGAGAUGCGUGGGGGGGCGUGGACGGCAGAGGAGCAGCAGUGAGCACGUUGGCUCUUGGCUGCGCGGCUCCACUGCGCUGAUGUGCCGGCUGGAAGAACCGGAAUACGCGUAAAACCUGCGCGGAACCUCGCGGUCGCCUCCGAUCGUCCGCGGCCGACUUUCUGUCGUUUUUUGUUGUUGUUGUUGUUGUUGUUGCACCCUUUUGGAUUUACUCUCUCGAGGCGCUCGGCUUUGGCGACACGGAGGACUUUAAGGAAGCAGGAUAAGCUGUAAAAAAAAACCAAACAGAUUCUCUUUUUUAAGACCGAGCAGCUGCCGCGCGUAACGGACGAAAUCCCAUUGAGCAGCUAUUUGAAUCACAAUAGUUUUGAGACGACUGCUUUCUUUAUAUGUUUAAGUAAGCCGACUGGACUGAAUGCGCGCGGUAAGUCACAGAAAUGCCAUUUAGGACGUGAGAGCCGAUCUUCGUUUGGAGACAUUGACAGGUGUUCCAGACAAGAACGGACUGUCAGGCUCAACCUGUUUUAAUUCACUUACGGCUCUGUUGUUAUGUCUUGCGACAUCGCGCCAUCAAAAGGUUGGAGGAUUGGAGCAACAGUCCAGAACAUCUGUACUUUCAUAAUACUUUGAGAGCGCGCACGUGGUCAUCAACAACCGCAUAAUGCGUUUGAGACGCCGGCUGGGAGACUAGAAGCGAUCGACCGCGGCGUCUUCUUCCCGUCCCGGAGUCGGAGCCAAAUCCGGCGACAGCCAAAAUGACGAGCAGCGGACCUGUCAUCGUUUUCGAGUGGCUGAAGACCCUGCAGCUUGCCCAGUACGUCGAGGCCUUCGUGGACAACGGCUACGACGAUCUGGAGGUCUGCAAACAGAUCGGAGACCCCGACCUGGACGCCAUCGGGGUCUGCGUCCCGCACCACCGGCAACGGAUUCACGACGCGGUGAGGAGGCUGAAGGACGAAGCCAGCGAGACGGCCAGUGGACUCUAUUUCACCUUGGAGCCGAUGCCACCCGCCGCCGAGGUUUAUACCAGUCACGUGGCGGACCAGUACGAGUCCAAACUGCGGGGAUCCAAGUCCUGGACCGAGCCCACCGGUGAGCGGAUCGGGCGCCACGGGGGCCACAUGGGCGCGCAGAGGAACCGCACGCUGGGCAACAGGAGGGAGCUGGUGAUUUACCCCAAGCUGAAGCUGAAGAUCAUGAUCAGGGAUAAGCUCAUCAGAGAUGGGAUCAACCUCGCCAAGCCGCCCUACUCCAAUAAGGACGGUUCUCUGGGCAACAUAGAUGACCUCGCCCAGGAGUACUCUGAGUACUACAACACCUGCUUCAGUGACGUCAAUGACCGCAUGGAGGAGCUGCGCAAAAGACGAGUCUCCCAAGAGGACGACAUGGAGAAACAAGAUCCGAGCAGCACAUCCCUGCAACUGCGUUCUGAGAUCCAGGAAUCAUUAGGCUUCAGCAGGGAGGUGUCCACUCCAGAAACGGACGAAAGUUUGUCUCUGCACAAAUCAAGCUCCGAAGAAGGAUCUGGAGGUAAAUGGGACAAUAAGAAGAAGAACAAGUCUUUUUGGCAGAACUUCCGCAAGUCCCCGCACAAACCAGUCAUGAAACAGCCAUCCAAAGGAGAAGACAUUGGCUAUGUGGCUAGUGAGAUCACCAUGAGCGACGAGGAGCGAAUCCAGCUGAUGAUGAUGGUGAAAGAGAAGAUGAUCACCGUUGAAGAAGCUCUCGGCCGGCUGAAGGAUUAUGAGCGCAGCAGACAGUCCAGCAGUGCUGACACUGCAGAGUGGACUGACGGAUCUGCAUCCAAUCUAGACCAGUCCUCAAACUGCCACUCUCAUGAACAGUCAGACGACGAGCAAUCGGAGGACUCUGUGAAGUUCAAACGGCUUCACAAGUUGGUGAACUCGACGCGCCGCGUCCGGAAGAAGCUCAUCAAGGUGGAGGAGGGCAAGAAGCAUGCCUCCGAAGGUUUUUUGAAUCUGGGGGCACCUCCCACCUGUGAGGACAACGCCGCUCUGUACACGGGGGUCGUCAAGCGGCCUCCCCUGUCCCAGGAGAACUCCCUGACCCAGGACCAACUGUCUCUGGACGGAGACACCGACAGCCUGACCAACUCCCCGUCCUCCAACAGCCUGGACACCUGGUCCGGACACCGGCUGGUCAAAACCGUCAACAGGUCGUCCAGCACCCACGGCCUCAUCCGGCCCCCCAGGAGAGCCCCCGUCAGCCCCGGGGGCUUGGGAGGCUCCAACUGUGGCGUGGGUGGCAGCGCCUCGUCCUUCUCCGAGCUGGAUGGCUGCGGACUGGAGGACGAAGGGAAGCUGUCGCGCUCCACCACCGACGGCGAGAUGCGGAAGGCCCUGAGCUCCGUCUCCCACGGGAGAGCGUACAGCUUCGGGGGCUUUGACCUGACCAAAGCUGCAAGCUGCGUUGUAGUCAACGCGGGCUCGGAGGCAAAUAGUAAAGAGCAGGAGGCCAUUUACAGAGAAGUGGUCAAAUCCCCCACCACGUCCCGCAUCUCGCUGGGCAAGAAGGUCAAGUCGGUCAAGGAGACGAUGAGGAAACGCAUGUCGAAGAAAUACAGCAGCUCGUUGUCUGAGCAGUCCAGUCCGGACGGAACCCCCGGCUCGCCCCAGUCCCCUCAGCCCGACACCGACUCGCUGGAGAAGCCGAAGCUGAAGGCCGGAGGCUCGGUGGAGAGUCUGCGUAGUUCUCUGAGCGGACAGAGUUCCAUGAGCGGUCAGACAGUGAGCACCACCGACUCUUCAGCCAGUAACCGGGAAAGCGUGAAGUCGGAGGAUGGCGAUGACGAAGAGCCGCCUUACGGGGGGCCGUUCUGUGGGCGCGCCCGGGUCCACACAGACUUCACCCCGAGCCCCUACGACUCUGACUCCCUCAAACUGAAGUGCGGCGACGUGAUUGACAUCAUCAGUAAGCCUCCCAUGGGAACGUGGAUGGGCCUGCUGAACAACAAGGUGGGCACCUUCAAGUUCAUCUACGUGGACGUGCUGAUCGAGGAAGAAGAGAAGCCCAAGAGGCCAGUGAGGAGGAGGAGGAAGGGCCGACCACCCAAACCUUUAUCCGUGGAGGAUUUGCUGGAGCGCAUCAACCUCAAAGAGCACCUGCCCACUUUCCUCUUCAACGGCUACGAGGACCUGGACACGUUUAAGUUGCUGGAAGAGGAGGACCUGGACGAGUUGAACAUCAGAGAUCCUCAGCACAGAGCCGUGCUGCUCACUGCCGUAGAGCUGCUUCAGGAGUACGACAGCAGCAGUGAUCCGGAGCGCGGCGGCGUGUCGGGCUCCCAGGAGAAGCUGCUGUCGGAAGGUUGGGGCCUGGUGGGAGACUCCCCGCGAGACUCCGGCUGCUACGAGAGCAACGAGAACCUGGAGAACGGUAAGAGCAGAAAGGCCUCCCGGUCCAGUCGUUCCUCGGCAGGCCUUCAGUCACCGGACUACCCCACACUGCCCAUGACCCUCUCAACCGAGGCCCUGCAGCACAACGGGAGCAAGAACCGCCGCGCAAAGUUCCCCAAGAGCUUCUUCAUCAAACCCUCCCUGAAGGGCUUCAGCCUACUCGGCCUGCGCAAAGCCCAGAGGCGGCCCCCCAUCCCGGCCAGCCGCAGCUGCGAGGACCUGGACGGACCCCCGCAGCCCGCUGGGGCCUGGAAGCGCUCCCACUCCCUGGGGGAUCUGCACUGGGACCGGAGCUGCGAGCCCAAGGAUCUCGGCGCCGAGCUUAAACUCGCCCUCAAGGACGCGCCCAAGCCGGGCGGCGGUUGUCCCGCCGAGGUCCGCAGGGAUGGCGGUUCACCGCCGCGGGGCGAGACCCCGGCGGUCAGCCCAAAGGGACGGGCCAACCGGCCACCCGUUCCCUCCAAGCUGCCCCUCCGCCCCGCUUGUCAUGCCACCCAGUCCCCCAGCCCCCCCGAGCUCCUUGCCGGCCGUCCUUGCAGCCCGCCGGCUCCCAACGCCAGCGGGGAGCGGGUCCCCUGGACUCACUUCAAAAAGCCCCCUGUGCCUCCUCCCGUCCCGGCCAAGAAGUCCAGGGAAAGACCGGCCAACGGCCCGCGCCACCCCCCUCUCUCCCUGCCCUCCUCGCCGUCGCCGGCUGCCUCCCCCAGCCACUCCCUCACCCGUUCUCACCCGAGCAGCCCCGUAAUCCGCAGCUCCGGAUACGGGGCCCCAGCUCUGCCCGCCAAGACCCCGAGCACCCCCAGCAGCCCGCGGGCCGCCCCGCCGUCCCCGGGCGAGCAGCCGGGCGCUCCGGCGGCCGCGCAGCCGCCCUGGUUCUCGGAUCGGGGGGGCAAGGCGGCCGUCGCGAGGAAGGUGUCCCACGGCAAGCUGAGUCCCGACCUGCUGACCCUUCUGGAACAGCGGCUGGAGGCCGAGGGCAUCGACCUGACGGAGGAGCCCUACUCCGACAAGGUCAGUCCUCCCCAUGACCACGAACGCCGACAUGAGGUUUGGGAAUUCUAUGGAAAAACGUAGCCAAAUACACAGCAGAGGGAUAUUAAGUCAUAAAGCCGUGAGUAUGUGAAAAUGGGGCUGAGUGAUACUCGUCUGGCGUCAGGCUCUUUUUUUUAAUAUAGCGCGCAACGUGCCUCGCGUUUUUUGAUUUGAAGCUAAUUUGGUUUAAAAAUAGUUUUGGGGGGAUGGGGUGAGCGAGGUUGUGUGUGUGUGUGUGUGUGUGUGUGUGUGUGUGUGUGUGUGUGUGUGUGUGUGUGUAUUCACAAUAGUUAAAAGGCUUCCUGGAGCUGAGGGAAAGACUUUGGAUGGAGUGCCGCUAUGAUGCGGUUCAGACCGCCAAGUUUACGGGCUCAAUCUCACUGAAGGCAGACGGGGUCAUAAAACCCGCUGGCACUCGCCAAACCACUGAGAGAGACACACACACACACACACACACACGAAAACAACGUGCACUAAGACGCAUCAACAGAUGAGGUGAGAAGUGAAGCGUCUCUGCUGGAUUCUUCUUAGUUCUUCUGAGUCGGUUGGCAGCGAGCGGCGCAGUGCUGAUGUAGUAGCACCGUGGAGGUGUGAUUCCACACGUACUUGCAGUCGUUUGGCUUCGGAGGUCAAACACGUUGUAAAUCUUGAAAGAGUUGAAGUGAGAAGUGAUUCCCUCUACGUGCAUGUAUUCAAAGAAUAGUACAGAUAAUACUCAUUACUCGGUAUCAAAUAAUACUUUUUGACUAUGAACUUAAAUGUGUCCAUAGAGUAAGGCCCCUUAAAGGUAGCUUGGUUUUCAACUUUUAUCCUCUGCUUUAUAAGGUGUUUGCUGAUUUAAAUUAGGAGACUUUUGGGUUGGAAAAAUGUGUUUAUAUUGAUCCCCAAAAAGAUUUCGGUCCAGUUUUGCUCUGUCUACACAGAGAGACAAUAAAAAAAACAUGUUGAGCUCUUUGUUUUAUCCCUCGCACUUUUACUGCUUUUAUUUGCUCAAAACUAGUAAAAAUAAAAUAAAAAAUAUGUAAAAAUGGAGAUUACAGCACUAUUCAUAAUGUCAAAAUGAUGCCGGAAUCGCUUUCGGAUGCUUAAACAAUAUUGACAUUGACAAACUUAGAUUUUCCCAUUGGUCUUAAACGUCCUCCUCCUCCAGUCUAGUCACAUCUCGUGCA
Gasterosteus aculeatus aculeatus (three-spined stickleback) is the source of this 5794-nucleotide messenger RNA. NCBI's taxonomy places the organism in Eukaryota, Metazoa, Chordata, Actinopteri, Perciformes, Gasterosteidae. The record is from RefSeq and is a predicted model, not a curated record.